CUCUCUUUUUAAACCCAACUUUUCCCCCCUUAUUUCAUUAAUCUUUGAACUAUAAUUCAACUCCCUUUCUCACAUCCCACAUCUCCAAUGGCUUCUUUCUCCCUCAUUGCGUUUUUCCUCUCCGGUUUAAUCUUCUUCCUCACAAGAAAACCCAUAAGAAACCGCCCUAAUCUCCCUCCUGGACCGCCCGGUUGGCCCCUCGUCGGCAACCUCUUUCAAGUCGCCCUCUCCAAGAAACCCUUCUUCGAAUACAUUGAAGAUCAACGCCGAAUUUACGGCUCAAUUUUUACCCUCAAAAUGGGUCCUACAAAAAUGGUUGUAGUGAGCGAUUCGAAUUUUGUUCACGAAGCACUAAUUAAAAAAGGGGCGAUUUUUGCUGACCGUCCCAGAGAAAAUCCUACCCGGAUUAUAUUCAGCAGUAACAAAUUUUCCGUGAAUGCGGCGGUUUACGGCCCUAUAUGGCGGUCCCUCCGCCGCAACAUGGUGGAAAAUAUGCUCAGCUCCAGCAAGGUUAAGGAGUUCCGAGACGUGAGAGAAAAAGCAAUGGAAAAAUUUGUGAAGCGGUUAAGACGUGAAGCAGAGGAUAAUAACGGCGUCGUUUCAGUGCUUAAAAACGUGCGUUUUGCGGUGUUUUGGAUUAUGUUAACAAUGUGUUUCGGAAUCGAGAUGGAAGACGAAACGGUUGUGAAAAUGGACGAGAUUUUGAAAUCCGUAUUGAUCGCACUCGAUCCAAGAAUUGAUGAUUAUUUCCCGAUUUUAUCUCCUUUUUUCUCUAGAGAAAGAAAUCGAGCGAAUCUCGUUCGGAGAAAACAAGUCGAAUUCGUUGUUGAGUUAAUUAAUCGACGGCGGCGGGCACUGGAGAAUCCAGCUUCCGACGGUGACGCGACGUCGUUUUCGUACCUGGACACGCUUUUCGAUUUUAAAAUCGACGGGCGUGGCGGCGAAGGGAAGUCGUCGUCGGCGACGGACGAGGAAUUGGUGACACUUUGUUCGGAGUUUUUGAACGGCGGGACGGACACGACGGCGACAGUGAUAGAAUGGGGGAUGGCGGAAUUGAUAGCGAAUGAGGAAAUUCAGAGGAAGAUUGUGGAAGAAAUUAAAGAGACGGUUGGUGAGAGAAAAGUAGAGGAGGAAGACGUUGAAAAAAUGGUAUAUUUACAAGCAGUUGUGAAAGAAGUGUUGCGUAAACAUCCUCCGACGUUCUUUGCUCUAACGCACUCCGUCACGGAGACGACGAAAUUGGCAGGAUACGACAUCCCAAAUGACACGAACGUAGAAUUCUUCUUACCCGCCAUCGGAAGAGAUCCGAAGCUAUGGAAGAAUCCAGAUAAAUUCGAACCGGAAAGAUUCUACUCCGGCAUGGAAGAAGCCGAUAUUACCGGCGUCAGUGGCGUCAGAAUGAUGCCGUUUGGCGUAGGGCGGCGGAUCUGCCCGGGCUUGGGAAUGGCCACCGUCCACAUUCAUUUAAUGCUCGCCAGAAUGCUGCAGGAAUUUGAAUGGGCCGCCUAUCCACCGUCCAGCUCCGUCGACUUUUCAUGGAAGAUGGAAUUCACGGUCGUCAUGAAGAAUCCUCUUACGGCCGUUGUCGAACCUAGGGUUUAAGCUCAAAAACCGUGGCCUCUCAUAUUACCUCUCUCUCUCUAGCUAGGGAAAAAACCUAUAUAUUAUUUUGUAAAAAAAUACUUUGCAAUAACUUUGAUUAAAUUCGAAGUAUAGGUUAUGUGUAAUAUAGUUAAUAGAUUCAUCAACGUCUAAAUUCUUUUAGUGCCUGUUAA
Cucumis sativus (cucumber) is the source of this 1775-nucleotide messenger RNA. RefSeq names its product cytochrome P450 77A3. Gene Ontology annotation, cellular component: membrane. The transcript is spliced from 2 exons. The record is from RefSeq and is a predicted model, not a curated record. The coding region runs from base 88 to 1602 and encodes 504 amino acids. NCBI's taxonomy places the organism in Eukaryota, Viridiplantae, Streptophyta, Magnoliopsida, Cucurbitales, Cucurbitaceae. Gene Ontology annotation, molecular function: heme binding; iron ion binding; oxidoreductase activity, acting on paired donors, with incorporation or reduction of molecular oxygen, NAD(P)H as one donor, and incorporation of one atom of oxygen.